AUAGCCCUUUUGCUAGCGUUUCAUCAAUCAUCAAAACAAUACUUGUCUUCUUCUCCUGGAGAGCUCUACCAUUUUAUAACACUAGAAUUUGUAAACCCUAGUUUUGCUGUAACAGAAAGAUGGAUGAAGAGUAUGAUGUGAUUGUGCUUGGUACUGGUCUCAAGGAAUGUAUCCUCAGUGGUCUUCUCUCUGUUGAUGGUCUCAAGGUCCUGCACAUGGACAGAAAUGACUAUUAUGGAGGAGAAUCAACGUCUCUCAAUCUUGUCCAGCUCUGGAAGAGGUUCAGGGGAAGUGAUAAGCCUCCAGCUCAAUUGGGUUCUAGCAGGGACUAUAAUGUUGACAUGAUCCCUAAGUUCAUUAUGGCUAAUGGUGCUCUUGUACGAGUUCUAAUCCACACCGAUGUCACAAAAUACUUAUACUUCAAAGCUGUUGAUGGAAGCUUUGUGUAUAAUAAAGGAAAGGUCCACAAGGUGCCUGCCACUGAUAUGGAGGCACUUAAAUCUCCUUUAAUGGGCAUUUUUGAGAAACGCCGUGCUCGGAAGUUCUUCAUCUAUGUUCAGGAUUAUAAGGAGAGUGACCCAAAGACACAUGAGGGGAUGGAUCUAACAAGAGUGACAGCAAGAGAGCUUAUUGCAAAAUAUGGUCUUGAUGACAAUACUGUGGACUUCAUUGGUCAUGCAUUGGCAUUACACAGAGAUGACCGCUACUUAGACAAACCUGCGUUGGAUACAGUGAAGAGAAUGAAGUUGUAUGCUGAGUCUCUUGCACGUUUUCAAGGAGGAUCACCAUAUAUCUAUCCUUUAUAUGGAUUAGGAGAGCUUCCCCAGGCGUUUGCUCGACUUAGUGCUGUGUAUGGUGGGACCUAUAUGCUGAACAAACCUGAAUGCAAGGUAGAGUUUGAUGAAGAAGGAAAAGUCUGUGGUGUCACUUCAGAAGGAGAGACAGCUAAGUGCAAGAAAGUUGUAUGUGAUCCUUCUUACUUGAACAACAAGGUUAGAAAGGUUGGAAAAGUUGCAAGAGCUAUUGCAAUUAUGAGCCACCCAAUUCCAAAUACCAAUGAUUCACACUCAGUGCAAAUUAUUUUACCCCAAAAACAAUUGGGCCGUAAAUCUGAUCUGUACCUGUUCUGUUGUUCUUACACUCAUAAUGUUGCUCCAAAGGGCAAAUUUAUUGCAUUUGUCUCAACAGAGGCAGAAACUGAUAAUCCGGAGAGUGAGCUGAAGCCUGGCAUUGAUCUUCUAGGACAAGUGGAUGAGAUCUUCUUUGAAGCAUAUGACAGAUUUGAGCCUGUCAAUGAGCCCUCUUUAGAUAAUUGUUUUAUUUCUACUAGCUAUGAUGCUACAACUCACUUUGAGUCGACUGUUGAUGAUGUCCUCAAUAUGUAUACCUUGAUUACUGGAAAGGUUCUGGACCUCAAUGUGGAUCUAAGUGCUGCGAGUGCCGCUGAAGAAUGAGAUGGUCUCUGGUCCCUGUGUACUUCUAUGUACUUGUUCUUUGGUUUAUUACUUGUAUUGUUCUCUCUGCUGUGUUUUCUUAUAAAAAAUAUGCUUUGUAAUGCACGAUGAGAUAAUGUUUGUUGAAGUUGUUGAUAUGUGUACUGUGGGUUAUCUUGCA
Solanum lycopersicum (tomato) is the source of this 1614-nucleotide messenger RNA. RefSeq names its product guanosine nucleotide diphosphate dissociation inhibitor 2. Gene Ontology annotation, cellular component: cytoplasm. Gene Ontology annotation, molecular function: Rab GDP-dissociation inhibitor activity. Gene Ontology annotation, biological process: vesicle-mediated transport; small GTPase-mediated signal transduction; protein transport. Lineage: Eukaryota; Viridiplantae; Streptophyta; Magnoliopsida; Solanales; Solanaceae. The record is from RefSeq and is a predicted model, not a curated record.